AUUCCUUAGAUCUUCCUGACCCAGGAAUCAAACCAGAGUCUCCUACAUUGCGGGCAGACUCUUUAGCAGCUGAACUACCACCCCAAAUCCAAUAUGAGCUCAUCACCAUCCUUAUCCUAACCACAUUUAAGACCCCAUUUCCAAGUAAAGUCAUAUGCUGAAGUUACAGUGGACAUUCUUGGGACGAAACCAUCCAAUCCACUACAGCCUGCUUUAUAAUAAAAAUCCCCUUCUGCAAUGGGAAGCAAGGGGCUCAUCCAAGUCUCAAGACCGCAGCGAUGAUGGAGGCCCUGUACACAGGUGGGCUGGAAGGGAAACUCCUGAUUGACAUCGGCUCCGGGCCCACCAUCUACCAGUUCCUCUCUGCCUGUGAGUCUUUCCAAGAGAUCAUCGCCACCGACUACACAGACAAGAACCUCCAGGAGCUGGAGAAGUGGCUGAAGAAGAUGCCGGGGGCAUUUGACUGGUCUCCAGUGGUGAAAUACGUGUGUGAGCUUGAGGGGAACAGAGACAAGUGGGCAGAGAAGGAGGAGCGCGUAAGGAGAGCCGUCACCCGGGUGCUCAAGUGUGACAUCCUGAAAGAACAGCCCCUGGAGCCCGCGGUCCUGCCCCCCGCCGAUGGCCUCAUCUCCUCCCUGUGUCUUGAGGCUGCCUGCCCCACCCCGCAGGCCUGCUGGGAUGCCCUGCGCCACCUCAGGACCCUGCUCCGGCCCGGGGGCCAUCUGGUGCUGAGCGGGAGCUUCGAGUCCACCUUCUUCAUGGUGGGGGACAAGAGGUUCCCCACUCUGCCCCUGAAUGAGAAAUUCCUGCGGGAGGCCCUGCAGGAGGCCGGCUUCAUCAUUGAGAAGCUGGAGAAGGUCGCUCGGGCCACUGAGACCCACUUGGAUAAUCGCACUGACUACACAGGGCUGUUCUUCCUGGUGGCCCAGAGAGGGGACUAGAGGCAGCGGCUUGGAGGAGCGGGUGGUCGGGGGGUGGGCCUGGGACCAUCCCUCUGCCACCUCGUUUGUGUUUCUCUCCAUUUCACCAGCUUCACUUCUAACGCUUGCUGGCAAAUGAUCGCCAGGUCAGUCGGGAUGCUUCUCCCAGAGAUGUUUAUAAUGUAUUCCACUAAUGGCCCCGAGCUGGGAAAAAGAAUUGGACCAGAGAAAUAAAGCUGCACCUCCUUCCUUCUGGGCUCCUUCAGGGUCGCAUGGAAUGAAGUGGGAAGGACCCUUCCCACUCUCUGAUUUUAGGCAAUUCAGACUGCACGCCUUCUGAGCUCAGUCUCCACCUCCCUCCCCAUGCCUGCUAAUCCUGCAGCCCUGCCCCUUGAAAUGGAAAGCACAUGCAUGGAUUUUGAUCCUUGGCUCUCUGAUUCAACUUGCUCUUGUGACUUUAGGUGGGCACCUAAUAUCUCAGAA
Messenger RNA from Budorcas taxicolor (takin), 1403 nucleotides. RefSeq names its product nicotinamide N-methyltransferase-like. Lineage: Eukaryota; Metazoa; Chordata; Mammalia; Artiodactyla; Bovidae. Gene Ontology annotation, cellular component: cytosol. The record is from RefSeq and is a predicted model, not a curated record. Bases 279 to 941 code for a protein of 220 amino acids. The transcript has 3 exons. Gene Ontology annotation, molecular function: N-methyltransferase activity.